CUCUCGCGAGACAGAGCUGAGGUUUCAGUGGCGCGAAUGUCAUCCCAAACAAGGAACUUCAGAAGCGAAAACACGGCGUAAUGGAGGAGUAGCGUUGGCAUAGUAAUCUUUUUAGCGUCACCUUUUCUGUAUCACUGCCGUCUCGUCCCCUUAAACGUCAGCUUAGGAGCUUAGUUUUGAUAUUUGUGUGUGUUUAUAUCGCACGGGUGACCAUGUCGGACGUUUUGUCUGAUGAUGGCAGCGACAUCCACCAGGAUGACAGCCUGGAAGAAGUUAUGACCCCGGCGGAGCUCAUCGCAAAACUCGAAGAAGCUUGGCUGAAUGAGAAAUUCUCCCCAGAGCUGCUGGAGAACAAAUCCGAGGUUGUGGAGUGUGUGAUGGAGCAGCUGACCCACAUGGAGGCUAACUUGCAGCGGGUGAAGAAGGGUGAUGUGAAGGUCAGCGUCCACCGCAUGGAGAUGGACAGGAUCCGCUUCGUCCUCAGCAGCUACCUGCGCUCUCGUCUGCAGAAGGUCAGCCAAAUCGAAAAGUUCUUCCCACAUGUCCUUGAAAAAGAGAAGUCUCGAGCUGAGGGAGAUCCAUCACUCCUUUCGCCUGAGGAGUACGCUUUUGCCAAAGAAUAUUUAGCCAACACAGAAACCUAUCUGAAGGCUGUAGCGCUGAAACACAUGCCGCCCAACCUCCAGUCAGUGGAUAUGCUGAAGGCAGUCCCUGAGCCCUGCCUGGAUUCCUUUGUGUUUCUGCGAGUGAAGGAGAGACAGGACAAUAUUUUGGUCGAACCUGAAACAGACGAGCAGAGAGAGUAUGUUGUAGAUCUCGAAGAAGGCUCUCAGCACCUGAUGAGGUAUCGAACAAUAGCACCGCUGGUUUCAAGUGGAGCUGUGCAGUUAAUUUAAUUGUUCAGGUCCUUUUAUCGCUGUGGAUGUUUUCCAUUUCAACACGUUGUGAACUACAGAAUGACCACUGACUCGUUUUCACAACAUUGAGCUCAGUUUUUCAACACCAGACUUUCAAAACUUCUGUGCUGGAGCUGGAAUGAUAGAUGUGUGACUCACCUGUGGAGAUGUGAGAAGACUUUGCUCUCUGUUGAAGUCAGCCUCUCUUUAUUGCCAUGAUCAGAAGGAACAUGUGGGACGUAAAUGUAAAGAGAUAUUUAUGGUGACAUGAAAACAAGAAAUGACUCCAUGGACAAUGUUGUCUGCUGUCUGUCGCUGAUUUUGCCACAAAUGAAUAUUAGGCGUAUUACAGUAUGUUUUUGGAGGUAAAUGAAGUGACACCGCAUUUAAGCAAAUGUGAUUGUGAGUGUGUAACAUUCAUCAGAAGAUCAGUAGACAUUGGCAAUGUCUAGGUGUUCACUUGGAUCUUAAUAAUCAUAUUACAAAAUAAUUUUGGUUCAACGCUUUAUGCAGUUUUAUUGUACAUUUUUCUGUCACAAAUACAUCAUUUUAAUGUGCA
This is a messenger RNA of Myripristis murdjan (pinecone soldierfish), 1455 nucleotides long. RefSeq names its product GINS complex subunit 4 (Sld5 homolog) (gene gins4). Bases 213 to 896 code for a protein of 227 amino acids. Lineage: Eukaryota; Metazoa; Chordata; Actinopteri; Holocentriformes; Holocentridae. The record is from RefSeq and is a predicted model, not a curated record. The transcript is spliced from 8 exons. Gene Ontology annotation, biological process: double-strand break repair via break-induced replication; DNA-templated DNA replication. Gene Ontology annotation, cellular component: GINS complex.